UGAUGCUGGGAACCAUGCUCUGGGUGCGAGGCCUGCCCCUGGAGGGAGCUGCAGAGGACUGGCAGCUGGAGGUGCUGGAGCAGGCCAGCCUGUGGCUGGGCCGUGGCUCCCUGCGGGCGGGCUUACUGGUAUCGAGCGGCUGCCCCAGCCUGGAGCAGGUGGCCAAGGGCGAGGGCUAUACCCAUAUCCAUUGUUUCACCCACUGCCUUGACUCCCUGGUAAGAAACUUUCUGUGUCACCAUCACAGUGUCCAGAUCAUCCUGGGCACUGCCAGGGCUAUCUGCAGCCAUUUCUAAAGCUCUGUGGAGGCCCGGGGGCUCCUCACCCAGCUCCAGCGCCAGCACGCCCUCCCGGCCCACCAGCCUCUUGAGGAGCUCUUGGUCCACUGGGUCUCGGCCUACCACCUGCCAGAGUGGCUGGUGGAGCAGCAGCAGCCCCUUCAAGAGUACAAGGGCAGGCACCAGCUGGGGAAGGCUGGUGUCGCCUUGUCGGCCACAUUCUGGAGCCUGGCAGACAGCCUCAGCAAGCUCCUGCAGCCCUUCCAGAUGGCGGUCCGCAAGGCGAGUGUGGUGCAGGCCUCUCUGAGCCAGGUGCUGCCCCAGCUGCGCUCCCUGCACAUCUUCCUGGAGCAGGUUCAUGGACACUUUCAGGAGCAGAGUGUCGGGGAGGUGGGCGCAGCCAUCCAGCUGGCUAAGGGGUUGGCCCUGCAGCUCUGCACCGACUGUCAGCUCAAUGAGCUCUUCUACUGUGAGGAGUUUGUGCUGGCCACUUUGCUGGACCCUUGCUUCAAGGGCAAGAUUGAGGCCAUCCUUCCUGUGGGGGCUGACAUUGACCACUGGAAGCAAGUCCUUGUGUAUAAGGUGAAGGAGAUUAGGGUGUCUGAAUACUCUUUGACCGCCCCCACCCCCAGCCCCCUGCAAAGCCCCAGGGGUCUGUGCGUGGACCCCACCAGGGUAGCCAGGAGCUGCAGGGUGGAGGGGAAGACGGGGGAGCCUCUGCAGAGCAGUGGCUGCUCUGGGGCCUUCCUGCUGGCCCAGAGGGAGAAGGGCUUGCUGGAGAGCGUGGGGCUGCUGGCCUCCGAGAGGAGUGGGGACUCGCUGUCCACCAAGAGCCACUGGGCCAGCGUCAUUGUCAAGACGUACUGGGAGAAUGAGACCGUCGGAGCCCAGAAUGACCCCCUGGCUUCCUGGGAGAAGAAGCAAGAAGCCUGGCCACCAUCUGUCUGUCUUACCCCCGACAAGAGGCUUCUCUGAAAGCAUGUUUGCCUCCCUGAACAGCCCCACCCUUGUAGAGCGAAACUCUUUUCUCAACGUGGAGGCCAUUGAGCAUACUUGAAGACCAACCUGGAGCAGUUCCCCAACUACACCCCGCCUCCCCUCAUCUGCUCUAGUGGUGACCUGGCCAAAGGGAUACAGGCCCUGCAGUCCGCUCAGGGUGGGAUGGCAGACAUGGCAGGUGCCAGUGCUCACCCUGCCCGUGAACUCCUAGAGAGCCCCUGUCUGUAGUAGGUCAAAGCAGAGAGCCGGGUGUUGCAUCCUGGGUGCCACAUGCUGAUGGCCAGAAUCUUAAACCUAUUUGGUAAGAAAGGGUCAGUUUCUCACUUGACAGAUUGCCAUAUUUUUUUUUUCUGGGAGAUGUCAUUUUCCAUCUCCCCAUUACUUUCUUUAUGUCUAGCAGUAUGUGCCGAGAAGAGGCUUACUCUCUUCGUAGGUGACUGUGAAUUUUGUACUACGUGGCUUUGUACAUGUGAUGCUCUGUUAAAACAUAAGUGGGUGUGAAGGUCCUUGAAUACACCUUGUCUGUGUGGAGAAGUGGAUACAUGCCCUUAAGAGGCUUGCUUUCUCAAAAAGUGGCCAAGGAUGUGGAGUGGGCGUGUGCUGGCAGGUAGGAUAUGUCCUCAGCUUCUUGGGGGCUGGGUAAGCUAUUGCAGCACUUUCUGAGGCUUGCAGUGUAGGGAGAAGGAAAUCCCAAGGUAGAAUAGCCAUUUCCAGAGUGCUCACAUACCCCCCACACCAGUCUUUUGGGGGGUAUCGGAGUAGCCAGAGAACCCGAUUGAUGGGACUGACCAGCUAGCUAGGAGAGCUGAGAUGCCAGUCCUCAAAUGGUGUUCUUACCAAUAGUCUAUUUCCAGACUGCUGGAAACCUUGGGGUUUCUUCCUCCAGUGACAGCAGCCUCAGUAGCUUUUCUGGGCUCCCAGCGGCCGGCUGUACACCCUGCCCGCCAUCACCCUUGCCCCUGCUUGUCGUGGACCACUUUUAAAGGGGAAGUUCCUUAUUUGGAAGAGAGAAAGGAUGUGUGUAGCACACACUCAUCAUGGAUUGCUCAGAGUUCCUUUAGGACAGAGCUGAGGGCCUAGGAUCCAGGAACCAGUGGGAUUGGACAGCAGAAGAAAGAAGGGGGUGGCCCGUCAACCCUGCAAGACUUGCAUCCAGGUAGCCUAAGGGUUCCUGGUCACUGGGUAGGGUGGCUGCUGAGAUGCAGGUUGGAAGAGGCAGGGAAGGCUCCAGGCCUAACUUGCAGCAUGUCACUGGCCAUGGAGGUGAAGGGACAGACUCUCCCCUUACUGGCUGGCAGCCCCAGGAACCUGUUCCCUUGCCUCUCCCAGAUGAGUUGCCAGCCCUGUGUUUCACUAUGACCAAUUCAUUCUGACAUUUGGAUAUUACUGAAAAUGUAAGGAAGCAGGAAAAAUUAACUAUACUCCUUUCAUUCAGAGAUAGCCUCUAUCAAUAGUUUGACAUUUUUCCCUCUUUUACAUUGAGAUCAUACCCUAGGUACUGUUUAGUAUGUGAUAUUUUCAUUUUCACAGUAUAAUAACUGCACCUGUUAAAUAAAGUUUUGUAAACAUUU
Molecule: messenger RNA, 2848 nt
Organism: Mandrillus leucophaeus (drill)
Lineage: Eukaryota; Metazoa; Chordata; Mammalia; Primates; Cercopithecidae
Gene: ZBED10
Product: ZBED6 C-terminal like
Cellular component (GO): nucleus
Source: RefSeq, a predicted model, not a curated record